CAAAUGUCCUUCAUCACCUGUGCAAGCAAAGUGCAUAUCUAUCUAUCUAUCUAUCUAUCUAUCUGUCUGUCUAUCUAUCUUUCUAUCUAUCUAUCUAUCUAUCUAUCUGUCUGUCUGUCUAUCUAUCUAUCUAUCUAUCUAUCUGUCUGUCUGUCUGUCUAUCUGUCUGUCUGUCUAUCUAUCUGUCUGUCUAUCUAUCUUUCUAUCUAUCUAUCUGUCUGUCUGUAUAUCUAUCUAGCUGUCUGUCUAUCUAUCUAUCUGUCUGUCUGUCUGUCUAUCUAUCUAUCUGUCUGUCUGUCUGUCUAUUUUUCUAUCUAUCUAUGCGUCUGUUUGUCUAUCUAUCUAUCUGUCUGUCUGUCUAUCUGUCUGUCUAUCUAUCUUUCUAUCUAUCUGUCUGUCUGUGUCUGUCUAUCUAUCUUUCUAUCUAUCUGUCUGUCUAUCUAUCUGUCUGUCUGUCUGUCUAUCUAUCUAUCUAUAUGUCUGUCUGUCUAUCUAUCUAUCUAUCUAUCUAUCUGUCUAUCUAUCUGUCUGUCUGUCUAUCUAUCUAUCUUUCUGUCUGUCUGUCUGUCUGUCUAUCUAUCCAUCUGUCUGUCUAUCUAUCUAUCUUUCUGUCUGUCUGUCUAUCUAUCUAUCUGUGUCUGUCUGUCUGUCUGUCUAUCUAUCUAUCUAUCUAUCUAUCUGUCUGUCUGUCUGUCUAUCUAUUUUUCUAUCUAUCUAUCUAUCUAUCUAUCUAUCUAUCCACCCACAUAGCAUAUCACAUCAUCCACCACCAAACCACUCUGAGAUGACUUUUACAGUGUUCAUGUUAGACACUCUUGGCGUUCACUCAUUUGCUUUUUGUUUGUUUAGCCCUGGAUGCCUGAGCCGUGUGGAUGAGACUGUAGUUAGCGUUUCUCUUCAGGAGCUCUCUAUGCAAACCUACCGUGAAUGGAACUGAGAUGCUGAGGGCGCCACCUGUGAGGCGCGUGCACGACUUUCCCCGCUGCGCGUGCAUGCAGUGAGGGCGCGCGCUUCACAAUGACGCGUGUAGUAAAACGGACUCGUUUAUCUAAAGCUAUCUGUCUUUCAGCACAUACGUGUGAGUAAACACACCUGAAGGCUACCACAAGCACUCCGGACAGAUGUUUCGGCUCGUGGUCAGGUAAAGAUUGAUGGAUGCAGAUCUAAAUAGCUGUUGGAGGAAGUGGAUGCGAUGUUUCCUGAAGGCAACGUCUGGUCCACCUUCAUGUUCCUUCUGCUCCUGGCCACCGGAGCGCCAGCAGAGAAAAUAUGCUCCGUGCUCUCGAACCACGAAGUCCACAUGGGCUCGAGCUUCCAUAUCUACUGCAUCUUCAAGAAGGAAUGCAACAGACUGAUAUACCAAGAUGAAGUGUCUUUAAAUUACAGCAGCCUGAACUCAACUGUGGUGAUUAUGCGCAUCGUGAAUCUAACUCGGACCACCACCUUCACGUGCAAAUGUCGAAACGAGCCAGAACCCUGUGGCACCGACAUCGUUCCGGGGUAUCCACCUGCCGUUCCACAGAACCUCACAUGCAUUCAGGAAGGAGAAUUUGGCAAAGUAAACUGCACAUGGAAAACAGGAUGGGAAACGCACGUCAAGACCACAUCACAUCUGUGGGUACAAGGAGCCUCUCCUGUACGUUAUGGAAGUGUUGCAGUCCAUGACGGGGCCCGUUCGGCCUUAUUUCCUGUCUCAGGCACACAAAGCGACUUCUCGGUGUGGGUCCAUGCAAAUAACAGCCUUGGUUCUGCGAACUCCACUCUCCUCAUCUUUUCGCUUCAUGAGAUAGUGAAACCGCUGAGCCCCAAGAUCACGAAGGUGGAAUGCUUUUCAAGACAAUGCCAGCUCUAUCCGGACAACACCCAAAACAUUCAGCUGGUAGAGAUCCGAUAUGAAGAACAACAGGAUAGCUGGAACACCGUCUCAUUCAACAACACCCCAUCGACAAGGAACUGGACUAUAACAUCACUGAAUCCGUAUCACACGUACACAUUUGAGGUCAGAUGGAAACUGGGCCCAACAAGAGGUCUGUGGAGUGAGUGGACCCGGAUCAAGAACAAGACCGAUGAAGAAGCUCCUGUAACGAUGCUUGAUGCGUGGUAUAUUGAAGAACCCUCACAAACAGGCAGCAAAUCGUUCCAGUUAUUUUGGAGGGAUCUGGACAAAUCAGAAGCCAGAGGAAAGAUUCAGCAGUAUAUUGUGACAGUGAUUGGAAAGGGAACCAGAAACACAACUGCUCUUCUUGGAAACAAAAUCAACGUGUCCUGUUUUCCCUGCAAUGUGUCCAUUUCCGCUAUGAACUCAAAAGGCCAGUCUCCUUCCCGACUCAUUCAGCUGAAGCCUAUAGCUCUUCUUCCCUACAAGGUGUCACACACUCGUGUGAAUAAUCACACUGUCGCCCUCACCUGGCCGACGCCUGGAAGUGCAGAUGCGGUCACAGAGUUCUUGAUAGAGUGGUUUCCUGUGGGACGGAAACAUUCACUUCAGUGGACCAGAGUGGAGCGGCACCUGAACACAGCAUAUAUUACUGGUUUGCAGCCUGCAGAGUGCUAUGAAGGUGCAGUGGUCUAUCUACACUCAUCUGGGACAAAAAAAGCCAUCUUCAACAGGAUCUCUACCUGGCAGACAGCUCCACAACAGAGUCCUGUGCCUAGCGUCGUGGUGAAGAGUGAAAGCGUGGAGGUCAAAUGGAGUGAGAUCCCACCAAAUAAGAGAGGAGGCUGUCUGGACCACUACACCAUCUACCUGAAGGAUUCGGCGAACAAAAUUCAGAAUUACAGUGUCCCAUACAAUCACAGAGAGUUUACCAUCAGUGGCUUGAUGCUGGGACAUAAAUACACACUGUGGGUCUCAGCCUGGACUACAGCAGGAGAAAGUCCUGUAGAACACGAGCACCUGUUCAAACACACCAGAGAAACAUUAGAUGCGAAACCCCUGGCUCAGCUCAUCCCAGUGGGAAGUGCUGUUUUCCUCACCUGUCUGUGUCUCCUGUGCUUAUGUCAGUUCUCUUCAGUACACAGAAGAAUUUCAAGAUGUUGUCACUGCCUAAUGCCGAGCAUCGUCCCAGAUCCUGCAAACAGCAAAUGGGCAAAAGAGUGCACAAGAGAGAAGGGUGAGAUGAAACUGCAGCUGCACCUCAGCGACUCCAGCAUGAGUGAAGAGGAGCCGAAUACAGUGGAGGUGGAGGAAUUUCCCCAGGAGAAAUUACCUGAAGACGAGCCAGUCUCCACCGAGGAAACACUACACCCAGUCAACCCGCAGGACGAAUCGACACCGUAUCAACAUAACAUCACCAGCUCUUACCUCAAAAGUUUCUCCAACGAGUCAAGCAGCUCGGACGCCACCCAGGCCUCCAGGAGCACAGACAUUACCGUGGAUUACAUUUCUACUCACGGAGUGAUGAGUGGAGGAGAGGAUGAUGAUGAUGAUGGUGACGAAGAGCACGAGGCGUUUGACUUCUUCCCCUGCCCCAAGAGCCCCUUCCUGGAGCCGCUCAUAUCCUUCGGAGGAAAAUUGACUCUGGACUCAGUGAAAAUAGACUGCAGUGAUUUCUUAGAUUGUGCAUGAACCUCUGUGUUAAUGACUGUUAAGAAAAUCGUUACGAUGCAUAAAUUUGUCAUCCUCAUGAUGUUUUUUAAGCAAACUGUCCUUUUUUAACCAGUUAACACUAACACCUGAUCAGUAUGUUCAUGUUAAUUAUAAAACAUCACUCAAUUAUACAAUUAUGUGUUUAUAAUGAUAUUUUAGGUCAUGUCAUUCCUUACGUCAUGUUUUCAGAGCUUUAAUACGAGGUUGUUUUUUUUAAGCCUUCACAACUUACCUCAGUUUUUGCUAUUAUGCAGGUGUAAAUACUUUUGUACAUAAUAAUUUGUGAAUUUCUGACUAAAAGCCUCAAUGAUUUUUGAACUCAGCAGUCAUGCCCGUUUUUUGUUGUCGUUGUUGUUGUUUUGUGUAAUUAUUAAAUGAUGGACUUUCCAAAUAAUUUUAUACCUCGUCAUAUAGUUUGUGCAGAACUUUUAGUCAGGAAACAGAAAAUGUUUGAAAGACUGACAAGCAAUGAUCUAUUGUUACGAGUCCUGCUCAGUUAAGAUUAACACUGC
Messenger RNA from Ictalurus furcatus (blue catfish), 4101 nucleotides. RefSeq names its product interleukin 12 receptor, beta 2a (gene il12rb2). Gene Ontology annotation, molecular function: cytokine receptor activity; cytokine binding. The coding region runs from base 1193 to 3568 and encodes 791 amino acids. Gene Ontology annotation, biological process: cytokine-mediated signaling pathway. The record is from RefSeq and is a predicted model, not a curated record. Lineage: Eukaryota; Metazoa; Chordata; Actinopteri; Siluriformes; Ictaluridae. The transcript is spliced from 16 exons. Gene Ontology annotation, cellular component: membrane; signaling receptor complex; external side of plasma membrane.